AGGAGGGCGCCAGCUUCAGCGAGCCCGGGAGCGCAGCCAGGGCGGAGACGGAAUUCGCCCCUGCGCCGCCCCGGGUUCCCAGCCGGCUGAGGGGAAAGCGUCUCCCUGAGCCAGGAAGGAACCGAAGAAAGGCGAGCCGGCGGGACAAUCCCCGCCUUGGCUGGCAGGAGGAAGAGGAGGCGACUACGACGACGACGAUGAUGAUGAUGGAGGAGGAAGGCCGGCGCCGCUUCCCUCACCUUCGCCGGGCUCCCAAGUAGCCGCGCCUGGUUCUUGAUAAAGCAGCGCCGUCCCUCUCUCUCUCUCCGCCCUCCGCGGGCCUCCUUCGGAAGCAUGAGCGGGCAGCCCAGGAGCCGUCGCCGACGACGCCGACGCCCUCGGCCGCCUUCUUCGGCUCCUGAGUCUCCGCCGCCGCCGCCGCGCCGCCGCCGGUGAGAGCCGGCCGAGCGAGCGAGCGAAAGGGGGUGGAAAAGAUGGGCGCCGUCCUGCGGAGCCUCCUGGUCUGCGGCUUGUGCGCUUUGGCGAGAGCAUCUCCACUGUUGCUUUAUGCAAAUCGGCGUGAUCUUCGGCUGGUGGAUGCUGCGGACGUGACUGAGAAUGCUACGAUUGUGGUGGGUGGCUUGGAAGAUGCUGCUGCGCUGGACUUUGUCUUCAUCCAUGGUUUGAUAUAUUGGAGCGACGUCAGCGAAGAAGCCAUUAAAUGCACAAAAUUCAACCAAUCCGGAAGUGUGCAAAACAUUGUCAUUUCUGGGCUCUUGUCACCUGAUGGGCUAGCUUGUGAUUGGCUGGGUGAAAAACUGUACUGGACGGAUUCUGAAACGAACCGGAUCGAAGUUUCCAAUUUGGAUGGAUCUUUGCGAAAGGUUUUAUUCUGGCAAGAACUGGAUCAACCCAGAGCGAUUGCAUUAGAUCCUGUACGAGGGUUCAUGUAUUGGACGGACUGGGGAGAAAUGCCAAAGAUAGAACGGGCUGGCAUGGAUGGUUCAAGCCGUUCAGUUAUCAUCAAUGCAGAUAUUUAUUGGCCAAAUGGAUUAACCUUGGAUUAUGAAGAACAGAAGCUGUAUUGGGCAGAUGCCAAAUUGAACUUCAUUCACAGAUCAAAUCUGGACGGGACACAUAGGCAAGCUGUGAUUAAAGGAUCCCUGCCACAUCCAUUUGCUCUGACAUUAUUUGGUGACACCCUAUAUUGGACAGAUUGGACGACUCGCUCCAUCCUGGCCUGCAACAAAUACACUGGACAGAACCUCCGUGAAAUACAUUCCAAUAUCUUUUCUCCCAUGGAUAUCCAUGUCUUCAGCCAACAGCGGCAGCCCAGUGCUCCAAACCCAUGCAGGAAUAAUAAUGGUGGCUGUUCCCAUCUGUGUUUGAUGUCUCCCAUCAAGCCCUUUUAUCGGUGUGCCUGUCCCACAGGUGUGAAACUCCUUGAGAAUAAGAAGACUUGCAAAGAUGGAGCGAUGGAGUUGCUACUGCUGGCCCGAAGGACGGAUUUGAGGCGGAUCUCUUUGGACACUCCGGAUUUCACAGAUAUUGUGCUGCAGUUGGAAGACAUUCGUCACGCCAUUGCCAUUGACUAUGACCCCGUGGAAGGGUACAUUUAUUGGACAGAUGAUGAAGUGAGAGCCAUCAGGCGUUCGUUCCUCGAUGGCUCAGAUAGCCAGUUUGUUGUACAGGCACAAAUUGCACACCCUGAUGGCAUUGCUGUAGAUUGGGUGGCCCGAAAUCUUUACUGGACGGAUACGGGGACAGACCGCAUUGAAAUCACGAGGCUUAAUGGGACUAUGAGGAAGAUCUUGAUCUCAGAAGACCUGGAAGAGCCAAGAGCUAUAGUUUUGAAUCCUAUGAUGGGCUACAUGUACUGGACCGACUGGGGAGAGAUUCCAAAGAUUGAGCGGGCUGCUUUAGAUGGUUCUGACCGAGUUGUACUGGUAAAUACCUCACUUGGUUGGCCCAAUGGAUUGGCACUGGAUUACGUUGAAAACCUGAUAUACUGGGGAGAUGCCAAAACAGACAAAAUUGAGGUCAUGAAAAUAGAUGGAACCAGCAGAAGAGUCCUUGUGGAAGACAAGCUGCCCCACAUCUUUGGUUUCACUCUGCUGGGGGACUAUAUUUAUUGGACAGACUGGCAAAGAAGGAGUAUUGAGCGGGUUCAUAAGCGGACAGCAGAAAGGGAGAUCAUAAUUGACCAGUUGCCUGAUCUCAUGGGCCUCAAGGCUACCAACGUCCACAAGAUCUUGGGUACAAAUCCUUGCGCAGAAUCCAAUGGGGGAUGCAGCCACCUCUGCUUGUAUAGGCCUCAAGGAUUGCGCUGCGCCUGCCCCAUCGGCCUGGAACUCCUGAAUGACAUGAAGACCUGCAUUGUCCCAGAAGCCUUCCUGCUGUUUUCCCGUAGAGCGGAUAUCAGGCGAAUCUCUCUCGAGACAAACAACAAUAAUGUUGCUAUUCCAUUAACAGGAGUCAAGGAAGCCUCUGCCCUGGAUUUUGAUGUGACUGACAAUCGUAUAUAUUGGACAGACAUCUCGUUGAAGACCAUCAGUAGAGCUUUCAUGAACGGAAGUGCCUUGGAACACGUGGUUGAGUUUGGAUUGGAUUAUCCAGAAGGCAUGGCUGUGGAUUGGUUAGGGAAGAAUCUCUACUGGGCAGAUACGGGAACAAAUCGUAUCGAAGUGUCAAAAUUGGAUGGGCAACAUCGCCAAGUUCUGGUCUGGAAGGAUCUUGACAGCCCUCGGGCGCUGGCUCUGGAUCCUGCUGAAGGGUUUAUGUACUGGACCGAAUGGGGUGGGAAACCCAAGAUUGACCGAGCAGCCAUGGAUGGUAGUGAACGUUGUACUUUAGUGCCAAAUGUGGGGCGAGCAAAUGGUCUGACAAUCGAUUACGUCAAAAGAAGAUUGUAUUGGACUGACUUGGAUACCAAUUUGAUCGAAUCUUCAAAUAUGCUGGGCCUCGACCGUGAAGUUAUAGCCGAUGAUUUACCGCAUCCCUUUGGCCUGACUCAAUACCAGGAUUACAUCUACUGGACAGACUGGAGCCGACGUAGCAUCGAACGUGCCAACAAGACCAGCGGACAGAAUCGGACCAUCAUCCAAAACCACCUGGAUUACGUGAUGGACAUCCUAGUCUUCCAUUCAUCCCGGCAAGCUGGCUGGAAUGAGUGCGCUUCCAGCAACGGGCACUGCUCCCACCUCUGUCUGGCAGUGCCCGUAGGUGGCUUUGUCUGUGGAUGUCCUGCUCAUUAUUCCUUGAACCCCGACAACAGAACAUGUAGUGCCCCUACAAGUUUCUUGCUCUUCAGUCAGAAGAAUGCAAUCAAUCGUAUGGUGAUCGAUGGGUUGAAGAGCCCAGAGAUCAUCCUUCCGAUACACAGCCUCAGAAAUGUUCGGGCAAUCGACUAUGAUCCCCUGGAGAAGCAGCUUUACUGGAUCGACUCUCGCCAAAACAUUAUCAGACGGUCACAAGAAGAUGGCAGUCAGAGUUCUACCAUUGUGAUGAGUCCCGUCCCCAACCAAAAUCUAGAUAUCCAGCCAUAUGAUCUGAGUAUUGAUAUUUACAGCCGUUACAUUUACUGGACUUGUGAAGCCACAAACGUCAUCAAUGUCACGCGGCUGGAUGGACGGUUGAUGGGCGUGGUGUUGAAAAACGAACAGGAUCGGCCCAGAGCUAUCGUUGUGAAUCCAGAGAAGGGGUACAUGUAUUUCACCAACUUCCAAGAAAGAUCUCCCCCUAAAAUUGAAAGGGCGGCAUUAGACGGAACUGAACGGGAGGUCCUCUUUUCCAGCGGGCUCAGUAAACCCGUUGCCUUGGCCGUCGAUAACAAUUUGGGGAAGUUAUUCUGGGCAGACUCCGACCUGCGGAGAAUCGAGAGCAGCGAUCUGUCUGGUGCAAAUCGGAUAGUAUUAGAAGAUUCCAACAUACUGCAGCCUAUAGGCCUGACCGUAUUUGAAAAAUGGCUUUACUGGAUUGAUCGUCAUCAACAGAUGAUUGAGAAAAUUGACGUGACUCGCCAAGAGGGACGUACAAAGGUUCAGGCUCGAAUUGCUCAGCUGAGUGACAUCCAUGCCGUUAAAGAACUCAACAUGCAGGAAUACCGACAGCACCCCUGCUCCCAAGAUAACGGUGGCUGUUCUCACAUCUGCAUUAUAAAAAACGAUGGAACUACACGUUGCUCCUGUCCCAUGCAUCUAGUCCUUCUUGAAGAUGAACUUUCCUGCGGAGAGCCUCCAACUUGCUCCCCGCAACAGUUCACGUGUUACACAGGAGAGAUUGACUGCAUCCCUGUGUCCUGGCGUUGUGAUGGGUUCACGGAGUGUGAAGAUGCCAGUGAUGAGAAGAACUGCCCCUUGUGCUCCGAUUCCCAGUUCCAGUGUGAGAGCGGGCAGUGCAUUGAUGCCGCCCUGCAGUGCAACGGAGAACCAAAUUGUCAGGAUAACUCAGACGAAAAGAAAUGCAAAGUGCUUUGUUUAACUGACCAGUUCCGGUGUGCGAGUGGUCAGUGCAUUGGGAAAAACAAGAAAUGUGAUCACAGCCUAGAUUGUAAUGACAAUUCAGACGAACAGGGCUGCUACACAACCGAAGAACCAGCCCCACCUGCCACCAACACAAUUGGCUCCAUCAUCGGUGUGAUCCUUACAGUUUUUGUCGUUGGUGCGAUGUACUUCGUUUGUCAGAGAGUGCUGUGCCCACGCAUGAAAGGAGAUGGAGAAACAAUGACCAAUGACUACGUUGUCCAUGGACCGUCUUCUGUGCCUCUGGGUUAUGUGCCUCACCCAAGCUCCCUUUCUGGAUCUCUUCCAGGUCAGAUUUAUACAGGAAUGUCCCGCGGUAAAUCUGUGAUCAGUUCACUUAGCAUCAUGGCAGGAAGCAGCGGCCCACCUUAUGACAGAGCUCACGUCACUGGGGCGUCCUCCAGCAGCUCCUCCAGCAUCAAAGGAACCUACUUCCCUCCAAUUUUGAACCCUCCUCCAUCACCAGCAACAGAGGACUCCCGCUACACAAUGGAAUUUGGUUAUUCGUCCAACAGCCCUUCUACACACAGGUCGUACAGCUACAGGCCGUACAGCUACCGCCAUUUUGCACCUCCCACAACCCCGUGCAGCACCGACGUUUGUGACAGUGACUACGCACCCAGCCGUCGGGUGAUGACCGUGGGGGGCAAAGGCUAUGCCAGCGACCUCAACUACGAUUCUGAGCCCACGCCACCGCCACCGACCCCACGCAGCCAGUACUUGUCCGCAGAGGAGAACUAUGAGAGCUGCCCGCCCUCCCCGUACACAGAGCGGAGCUACACACACCACCUCUACCCGCCGCCCCCUUCUCCUUGCACCGAUUCCUCAUGAGGGAAGCCCCCCACCUCAACUGCGUCCAGCUCAGCUGUGUAAAUAGUGUUGCUUGGGAGCAGACUCUCCUGUGUACAGUUAAAAAGUUUGACCUGGGGGAAGUUGCCUUUUGUAGAAUGGGGGAGAGGGAGGGAGCAAAGAGGUUAUUUAUAUAUUUUUCUUAAAACAGAAAUUGCUGCUUUGUGACAUAAGAAAAUUUUUUUUAAAAAAGUUUGUAUACAAAGUUUUUUUUAAUUAUUAUUUUUCCAAAUGGAACACAAGAAGAUGCCUUAAAUCCGUGAAGGGACUGAGCAUGUAAGGAAACGGAAGGACCCGGAGAUGUUGCUGUUCAAUGAGCCAAAUAUCAAAAAAGAAGACAAAAAAAGGAGGAAGUGGCUUUUAAAAAAAAAAAAAAAAAAGAGGAAGGCAAAAACAAGGAAAAGAGUAAAAGGACAGAAACCACAAAGCAGCAUUUAAAAAAUACCUGCAAAGAGCUGAGUAACUUAAUGUUUUUUUUACUCUGACGGGAGCAAUUAAAUUAAACUUGAAGAAAACUGUUGAGGCAGAUCGGUACACCAAGGACUUUGUUUCCUACAAAAAAUGGAGCUGUCGGCGCACUCAAAACAGUCAUGCUCACCCACACUUCUGAACAUGUCCUGGAAUUCCCGCCACUGAAAUUGUCCCAGGUGUUCUACUACACUACCAGCUCUUUGUCGCUAUUUUGAAGUUCCAUCAUAGUGUUGCAGGUGGUUUUGUCCAAAGCUGUAGAAAUGUCUUGUAGUUGAAUCCAAAGUGGACAAAGAUACUUGAGACCUGGAAUGGGGGGCACCUCCGCUACCUGCUAGCAAUUUCUUCAAGAAGCAGCGCCUUUUCCUGGACUGAGGGAGCAGCCACCGAGUCCCAAGAAAACACAGAUUUGAAUUAAGGAGCCUUGGCAACAAUUGACUCAGCCAUGUGUUUCCCUGAGCCUGUGGGGACCCCUUAAAAGCCAGUGGUGAAAUCCAUUUUUUUUUUUACUACCGGUUCUGUGGGCGUGGCUUGGUGGGCAUGGCAGGGGAAGGAUAUUGCAAAAUCUCCAUUCCCACCCUACUCCAGAGGAAGGAUACUGCAAAAUCUCUAUUCCCACCCCACUCCAGGAGAAGGAUCCUGCAAAAUCUCCAUUCCCACUCCAGAGGAAGGAUGCUGCAAAAUCUCCAUUCCCACCCCACUCCAGAGGAAGGAUACUGCAAAAUCUCAAUUCCCACCCCACUCCAGAGGAAGGAUGUUGCAAAAUCUCCAUUCCCACCCCACUCCAGGAGAAGGAUCCUGCAAAAUCUCCAUUCCCACUCCAGAGGAAGGAUGUUGCAAAAUCUCCAUUCCCACCCCACUCCAGGGGAAGGAUCCUGCAAAAUCUCCAUUCCCACUCCAGAGGAAGGAUGCUGCAAAAUCUCCAUUCCCACCCUACUCCAGGGGAAGGAUACUGCAAAAUCCCCAUUCCCUCCAGCUGCGCUAGGCCGUGCGCAACCCCGUUCCUGGCACAAGAUACAACCUUUUGCAAGAUUGGAAAAGUCAUCCAUUUCAAUGAGGGGGGGAGUUAGCAUCUUCCCUUCUUCCAAAAAUUGAGGGAUUUUGCUUCUGUUGCUAACAGGAGAGGGAACAGACAUACCAUUGGGGUCUCUCCUUCUUCCUUACUUGCGUAGAGUCCCAGGGUCUGAGUCCUUGGUGAUCAGGCUCCUUGUGAGUGUGUGUGUGUCUCUGUGUGUGUGUGUGUGUGAGAGAGAGAGAGAGAGAGAGAGAGAAAUUAUGGGUGUAUGCAAGAAAUGAUUUUCAUUUCUUCCUGCCAGUACAAUCGGAUUAGUUCUCCUACCAUGUCAGUGAUGUUUUCAGACCCAAGACAAGGGUUAUUACCUCUGAAAAAACCUCCCAGCUUUUCAGUAGACUUCAGUGCCCCCAAAGAGGGGCCCUACUUUUUUUUUUAAAAUCACACAAAGAAUAAAACAUAGGUGGCAUAUUUAUGAAAGUGAACGUUGGAUUCUUAGUUUAAUGUAAAAGAGAAAAAAAAGAACAUACAGCCUUGCAAUUCAUUCAGUGAUUCUAUGUGCACUGAAUCGCCACAGGCAGCUUGUAUUUUAAACCAUGCUAAUUUUUUUUUUGUUUAUCAAGAAAAUUGCAAACACUUUUUUCCCCCAGUCUGGCUGCAUCCUUGAUUGGAAAUGCUGCUUCUCACUGGGGCAACAUCAAUCCCGCUGUAGCCAGAUUUUGCAGCAUGCGACAUCAACAUACUGCUUCCUGCUCUCUGGCAAAACUUUCAAUUCUUAAAGCCUGAAACACUGUGAAUGCCCGUUUUUUAACCUUCCUCUUUGUCAAAAUAUUUUCUCAGCUCUUGACGUUGUUGAUUUUUAAAAAUCUUGGUGAGAUAUAUAUAUAUAUAUAUAUAAAACGAAGAGAGGUUGCUCAGUUGUCUUCAUUAUAUGUUACUGAAAAAAAUGUGAGAAACUCUCCAAUGCUACCAGUUUUCAGCUUUUUUUUUUGAUAAAGCAGACAGGGAGCAGCUAAAAAACUUUUAUUAAGGAUGCUCUGAAUUGCAAACUUUGGGACUGAAGAUCACGCAGAGAUUUUAAAACGGUCCCUGGGAGAUAAGAUUGACCUCACUUUGUGCUGAUUGCUAACCGUUAUCGGAUUUUGGGACACAAGUUUUUAAACCCCUUCUGGAUUCAUAAAUGCAAAGUACUCUAACUAGGUAUGCUCUUUGUGAACCAGAAGUUGCCUCCGUUAGAGGCAAAGGAUUCCCAAGGUUUAUAUCCUGUUUGGAUGGCUCCAUGCAAAUGUCAUGAAACAGUAUCUUCUUUACAGGCUUGAUUUGCCAGUAAAUAGGCAAAUAAAUAGGUUUCCUCCUGUUCUCCAUAAUGUCAUGUUUCUCACAAUAACAGUUUCAUCCCAGCAGGGAAAUGUAAGCUGCAGAGCCAUGGAACGGAUCCAUUCCAAUACUAGAGAUAUUAAUAGGCUCAGACCUGAAUUGUUGGGUUCUUGAGGUUCUCAUCAGGUGCUAGGACAUAUCUUCAGUGGGCAGCCAAGCUCAGAACAAUGGUAAAUACAUCCUCAGACUUUUAAGAAAGGCAGGCAUCGAGAUGCACUGAAAAAGAGACCUACUAACCCUUUACAACAACCGUAAUGAAUUUGAUUAGUGUGAUCAUGUCAAAGGCUAUAAAAGUAGUAUACUUUUGCAGAUAAUGUGUUUUGAUGUGGCUGAGCGUACGUCUCCUUCCAUUUAUUCCACCUUUCCUUGGAAAUCUUCAAUACGCCACAAUUUUAGUCGCGCAUCAGAUGUCUGAUAGCUGCAGGUCCAUAGCAGAAGUGGUAUUCACUUACUUUCCCUACCAGUUUGCAAAUGUGAGCGCACGCGCGCUGUGCUUGCACGUGGCUUCAAAAUGUGCCUAAAUAGGAUGGCAUAGCGCCAGGGAGGGUAGGCAGGCCCACCCACGAUUUCCGUUACCAGUUUAGCUGAACUGGUCCAAACCGGCUGAAUACCACUAGCCGAACUGAUGCAAACCGGCUGAAUACCACCUCUGGUCCAUAGGCAAGGAAAGCUGUCUUAUUUCAACAUUUUCCACCUCCUCAUAUUCUCUCACAUUCUAAAAAGUGAUUAGUUUGCUUCGGCGAAGACAUAAAGCUAGGACAACUAGUUUUAGGAAGCUUUGUGGCUGGUUUUAAAAUGAUCUUUCUUAAAAUAAACCUCUGCCCCCCCAGGACACAUUUUUUGCAAAAAAACAACAACCCAAUAUUUAAUUUUUUUUAAAAAAACCUUUAAAUAAAAGUGACCUGUAAAAAUCCAUGAAAGCAUGCUAACAACAUUGCUAGUUUUUACUUAAGGGGUUUAAAUGUGUGAAAUACUUUUAAAAUAGGAAAGGAGUAAUCAAAACAGCUUGACCACUAAAGAAAUAUAUUCUUUAUAAAGGAAUUGAUUUUUUUUUUUUUUUGUAAGCGGAAUGUUUCAGCACAUGUUCCAAAUAUAGGCAGGUUAGGAAGUUCAAUUCCCAGUCAAAUCUAUUAAGAAAUACCUCAUAGGGAUUGUAAAGCGUGUUCUUAUUCGUUCAGUUUUGCGCUGAAUGAGGCUACAAAGGAGGGUUUGUAUUUUACAUUGAUAUAUUCGUUAAAAGGUACUGGUUCAUUUGAUCCCAGGGGCCACUUUUAUAUUGAAAAUAUUUUUCAACCAAGGCUAUCCACGGCAACCGCUGUAAAAAAAAAAAAUCCUAUUUUAACACCAAAGUUAAAACAAACUAGGAAAGGAAGAUUGACAGUAGCAGAGAAUGUCAAAGAAAAAUAAAAUAAAAGUGAAAGCUUUUAUACCAGACUUCUCCCUGACCCCAACCCCAAAUGAAAACGAAGUCUGGUGUUCCUGUUCAAUUGUGCCAUUUUUUUUAAAAAAGCCAAUCUGGGGGAAACAGUGAAGAAACUCUGAGCAAAGAGACUCCUAGGAGCUGAAGCAAGACUUGUCUCUUAAGUCAGGGUUGGGCAACUCUGGCCCCUAAACAACUUGUGGACUUCAACUCCCAGAAUUCCAGAGCAGAGCCAGCCAUGCUGGCUCAGGAAUUCUGGGAGUUGAAGUCCGUCGGUCGUAAAGGGGCUGUAGUUGCCCACCCUUGUUCUAUGUGAAGGAUCCUGUGCUGCUUUUUAACCGUUGAAUGUUCUUGCUUUGUUUUUGUAACUUUUAAACUUUGUCACUGUCUUGUUUUUUUUUUUUUUAACCCAAAUAAUACGUUCAUAAAUGUCUGUAUGACGGUGCUUUGCAAGGAUAUAUAAUGACGACCAACAUUUGGUCAGCCCAGUUCACUCGAAUUGCUAAAUGUUUGUACUGUAAAAUAAAGAAUGUUUUACUUGCAAGCUGUACAUAA
This is a messenger RNA of Pantherophis guttatus, 10180 nucleotides long. RefSeq names its product LDL receptor related protein 6 (gene LRP6). The record is from RefSeq and is a predicted model, not a curated record. Lineage: Eukaryota; Metazoa; Chordata; Lepidosauria; Squamata; Colubridae. Gene Ontology annotation, biological process: canonical Wnt signaling pathway; nervous system development. Gene Ontology annotation, molecular function: Wnt receptor activity; Wnt-protein binding.